Camellia sinensis is the source of this 1731-nucleotide messenger RNA. RefSeq names its product branched-chain amino acid aminotransferase 2, chloroplastic. Gene Ontology annotation, molecular function: branched-chain-amino-acid:2-oxoglutarate transaminase activity. Gene Ontology annotation, biological process: branched-chain amino acid metabolic process. The record is from RefSeq and is a predicted model, not a curated record. Gene Ontology annotation, cellular component: chloroplast. NCBI's taxonomy places the organism in Eukaryota, Viridiplantae, Streptophyta, Magnoliopsida, Ericales, Theaceae.
AUCAAAGUUUAUCAAGCCCGCCUCAACCUUGUUAGGUAAAGUCAUCAUUCAAUAACGUCGUCAAGCUAAUCAAAGUGACUACGCUAUUAUAAAUAAAGAACAUUCAAAAACCUAAGGUUACGAUUUCACAUUUGUCUUCUUCGUCUGUUCGGCGGCGGAGCAAGGGAUUUGAGAGAUAUGGAGAGCGGAGGAGCAGUGUUCGCGGGGAUUCAACCAAACCCUAAUUAUCUUCUCUCUCCAUCACACAGCGCAGUUAGGCUUCUUCUUCCUCGGAUUUCCUCCGAUAAGAAACAGUUUUUUCCUUCUUCUCUCAAGGGGAUGGGUAUGUCUAUGCAGAUUCAAAGGCAGACGCUUUUCGGUGGUUCUUUUAGGAACAAUAGUACCACUGUUGGAGUGGCCCCUCCUUCCACACGUGAUUUAUUAUAUGAAUUAGCUGACAUAGACUGGGACGGCCUUGGAUUUGCACUUACGCCUACUGAUUAUAUGCAUAUCAUGAAAUGUUCACAAGGGCAAAGCUUUACUAAAGGUGAAUUACAACGUUUUGGAAACAUUGAGUUGAGCCCAUCUGCUGGGGUAUUAAAUUAUGGGCAGGGAUUAUUUGAAGGUUUGAAAGCCUACCGAAAACAAGAUGGUAAUAUUCUUUUGUUUCGUCCCGAGGAAAAUGCUUUGCGGAUGAAGAUGGGUGCAGAGCGUAUGUGCAUGCCUUCGCCAACAGUUGAACAGUUUGUGGAUGCAAUAAAGACCACUGUUUUAGCUAAUAAGCGAUGGGUUCCCCCUCCUGGUAAAGGUUCCUUGUAUAUAAGGCCAUUGCUUAUGGGCAGUGGAGCAGUUCUUGGUCUUGCACCAUCUCCUGAGUAUACAUUUCUGAUCUAUGUUUCUCCUGUCGGAAACUAUUUCAAGGAAGGUAUUGCACCUAUAAAUUUGAUUAUUGAAAAUGAAGUACAUCGAGCGACUCCUGGUGGUACUGGAGGUGUAAAGACUAUAGGAAACUAUGCUUCGGUGUUGAAGGCACAGACUGCUGCAAAAGCCAAAGGCUAUACUGAUGUUCUGUACCUUGAUUGUGUAAAUAAGAAAUAUCUGGAAGAGGUUUCCUCAUGUAAUGUUUUUGUUGUUAAGGAUAAUGUCAUCUCUACCCCUGCAAUAAAAGGGACCAUCCUACCUGGCAUUACACGAAAGAGUAUUAUCGACGUUGCUCGAAGCCAAGGAUUCCAGGUUGAGGAACGACUCGUAGCAGUGGAUGAAAUACUUGAUGCUGAUGAAGUGUUUUGUACGGGGACAGCUGUUGUCAUAUCACCAGUGGGCAGCAUAACUUAUCUUGGUAAAAGGGUGCCUUAUAAAAACAAUGGAAUUGGUGUUGUGUCACAGCAACUAUAUUCUGCACUUACUGCACUACAGAUGGGGCUCACCGAGGACCAAAUGGAUUGGGUUGUUGAGUUGAAGUAGGCUUUAUGUUGUGUGUUUUGGAUUGGCCUUUCUGACUCUGCAAAUUGAUCCGUACUUGCUUUCUUUCGACGUCAAAGAAUAUUUAGUUUUGCAUCCUUUAUCCAAGUGUAAGCAGUUGGUGGUCUGGUUUAUGUUUGUUUAUGACUGUACAAUCUGUACUUGUUCGCUUCAGGUUGUUAUAAAUUACCGGACAGGUCUUACCUUUUACGGGGAUCUACGCAAUAAAUGAUGUAUAUAUGUAUGACUUGUGAUAUUAUAAAAUAGUGUGAUUGAGUUGUCUGGCUUAAA